ACGGGUUGUCCAUUCAAAGUUGGCAACUUCUCUUUUUCGUCUAAUUUUUACGCUAAAUUUGUUGAGCUCCUCGGUCAGGAAGUUUUGACUGGUAUUGUUUUCCUGGAUAUUUAAAUUAUAAUAUGUUGAUUAAAGAGUAUAGGGUUGUUUUACCUAUUACAGUCGAAGAGUAUCAAGUUGGUCAGCUGUAUUCUGUUGCACAAGUCAGUAAAAAUGAAACAGGUGGUGGUGAAGGAGUUGAAGUUAGAAAAAAUGAACCCUUUGAAAAUUUUCCUUUACUGGGAGGAAAAUUUACCAGUGGUCAAUAUACAUACAAAAUAUAUCAUUUAGCAAGUCGUGUUCCUGCCUACAUUAGAUAUUUAGCACCCAGAGGCGCUCUUGAAGUCCAUGAAGAAGCAUGGAAUGCAUACCCUUAUUGUCGAACAGUUAUAACAAAUCCAGGCUAUAUGAAAGAUGCAUUUUUUAUCAGCAUAGAAACCAUGCAUUGUCCAGACCGAGGAGAUCAAGAGAAUGUACAUGAGCUACCACUUGAAAAACUAAGAAUGAGGGAAGUAGAGUAUAUUGAUAUUGGAAAUGACCCUGUAGCAUCUAAAGAUUACAAAGAAGAAGAAGAUCCUAGUAAAUUUAAAAGUGAAAAAACAGGCAGAGGUCCAUUGACAGGAAAUUGGCGUGAAACUUGUAGUCCUGCAAUGUGUGCAUACAAAUUAGUAACAGUAGAAUUCAAAUGGCUUGGUCUACAAACAAGAGUUGAAUCAUUUAUUCAACGGACAGAGCAAAGAUUAUUUUUGAAAUUUCAUCGAGAAGUAUUCUGUUGGAUAGACCUAUGGUACGGCUUAACCAUGGCUGACAUCCGACGAAUGGAAGAAGAAACCAAAACUGAAUUAGCUAAUCAAAUAUCUCAAGGAGAAGUACGGGGAACUAUUGUUGAUGAAUAAUAUUAAUUCAAAUUAUUUUUUGGAGAUCAUAUUUUAUAGAGUUUUGUACCAACAAAUUUAUAACUUUUGCAUUAAAUAAUGAAUUUUAUUAAUGGUUAUUUCUUUACCAAAGAUUCCACUUGUGUCAAUUUGUUAAAAGUUGAUCAAUGAAAAUGAAUUUUAUUUUUUUGAUGGUUUGUUUAUAAAACAAGAAAAAAAAGUUGUUUAGUGUUUGUCUUUUUUAUGGAAAUUAUUUUUGCUCUGUUUGUGUGAAAAAUAUGCUGUACAAAAUAUUUUUCCAUGCCAUUAUAAUUAGUUGUAUGGUAACAUGGAUUCUUCAGUUGUAUGCAAAAAAUUAAACUGCUGAAAGUGAUAGCUGAGUUUCAAAGCAUUUCAAGGGUAAGCCUUUUCAGGUGGAAAUUAAAUGCCAAAUCUUACAUUUCAUAAUAAAUUUUCCCCAAAAUUAAAAAUCAACAAAAAUUCAGAAUUGUCUAAUUUAAUCGUCAUCAUGUAAAAAUGAUAUGUUUUGACUAUAUCAUUAUUAUUUAUAGAAUGUAUUAUAUGUUUUUAAUGUAACAUUAUCAUAUAUUUGCACAGCUAUCACUUUGCUUGUUUAACAGAAUAUUUUUUACGCAUCUUUUAAUGAACAAGAUCUUUUUGAUAAAUUAAUCCAACACUUUUUAAACUAGUGAUAUGUUUAUAUAAAUAGGAAUGUAUUGUAUACUUUGAUCUAAAUAUAUACAGAAAAAAAUAAAUG
This is a messenger RNA of Uloborus diversus, 1671 nucleotides long. Its product is annotated as phosphatidylinositol transfer protein alpha isoform-like. The transcript has 11 exons. NCBI's taxonomy places the organism in Eukaryota, Metazoa, Arthropoda, Arachnida, Araneae, Uloboridae. Gene Ontology annotation, biological process: phospholipid transport. Bases 123 to 935 code for a protein of 270 amino acids. Gene Ontology annotation, cellular component: cytoplasm. The record is from RefSeq and is a predicted model, not a curated record. Gene Ontology annotation, molecular function: phosphatidylinositol binding; phosphatidylinositol transfer activity; phosphatidylcholine intramembrane carrier activity.